ACAACAACAACUGUUGCUUCUACAACAACAACUACUGCCCCGACAACAACAACUAUGGCAGCCACUACAACAACUGCUACUUUGACCACAACUACUGACCCGACAACAACAACUGCUGCUCCAAACAUAACAACUGGUGUUCCUCCUACAAUUACAACUACACCAUCAACUACAACAACUGCUGUUCCAACAACAACAACUGUUGCUCUGACAACAACAACUCCUGCCCCGACAACAACAACUACGGCAACAACUACAACAACUGUUGCUCCUACAACAACAACUACUGCCCCAACAACAACAACUGUUGCUACUACUACAACAACUACUGCCCCAACAACAACAACCGUUGUUCCUACAACAACAACUACUGCCCAACUCCUCACUGAGGCAACAACCAACUUGACUGCUGAACAUGUUUAUACCAUCCAAGCUGACCUGCCAGACGAGCCAUAUACAGCUGAUCUUGAUGACCGAACCAGCAGUCGAUACAAAAAUCUUGAAAAACGACUUGUAGGGCCAUGUAAUAAAAUAUACAAACGGAAAUAUCCUGUCACCUUUUCUCACUGCAAAGUGAAGAGUUUCAGACCUGUUUCUGCCCAAAAACGAGCAAACGGAACUGAAGCAGAAUUGGGGGUUGUGUUCUUAAACACUGUUCCCAUUUUAAAACUCCCAACGGAGAACAAUGUUGCUCAAGUCUUAAUAGACAAUGUAAAUAAUUCCAACAACACAUUCAACGUGACCAUAAAUACUGGGACAAUCCAAGUAAUAUCAAGUCCAGUUGGAAGUACUAAUGCAACUGCUGCAACAACCAUUGCUCCUACAACAACAACUACUGCCCCAACAACAACAACCGUUUCUCCUACAACAACAACUACUGCCCAACUCCUCACUGAGGCAACAACCAACUUGACUCCUGAACAUGUUUAUUCCAUCCAAGCUGACCUGCCAGACGAGCCAUAUACAGCUGAUCUUGAUGACCGAACCAGCAGUCGAUACAAAAAUCUUGAAAAACGACUUGUAGGGCCAUGUAAUAAAAUAUACAAACGGAAAUAUCCUGUCACCUUUUCUCACUGCAAAGUGAAGAGUUUCAGACCUGUUUCUGCCCAAAAACGAGCAAACGGAACUGAAGCAGAAUUGGGGGUUGUGUUCUUAAACACUGUUCCCAUUUUAAAACUCCCAACGGAGAACAAUGUUGCUCAAGUCUUAAUAGACAAUGUAAAUAAUUCCAACAACACAUUCAACGUGACCAUAAAUACUGGGACAAUCCAAGUAAUAUCAAGUCCAGUUGGAAGUACUAAUGCAACUGCUGCAACAACCGUUGCUCCUACAACAACAACUACUGCCCCAACAACAACAACCGUUUCUCCUACAACAACAACUACUGCCCAACUCCUCACUGAGGCAACAACCAACUUGACUCCUGAACAUGUUUAUUCCAUCCAAGCUGACCUGCCAGACGAGCCAUAUACAGCUGAUCUUGAUGACCGAACCAGCAGUCGAUACAAAAAUCUUGAAAAACGACUUGUAGGGCCAUGUAAUAAAAUAUACAAACGGAAAUAUCCUGUCACCUUUUCUCACUGCAAAGUGAAGAGUUUCAGACCUGUUUCUGCCCAAAAACGAGCAAACGGAACUGAAGCAGAAUUGGGGGUUGUGUUCUUAAACACUGUUCCCAUUUUAAAACUCCCAACGGAGAACAAUGUUGCUCAAGUCUUAAUAGACAAUGUAAAUAAUUCCAACAACACAUUCAACGUGACCAUAAAUACUGGGACAAUCCAAGUAAUAUCAAGUCCAGUUGGAAGUACUAAUGCAACUGCUGCAACAACCGUUGCUCCUACAACAACAACUACUGCCCCAACAACAACAACCGUUGCUCCUACAACAACAACUACUGCCCAACUCCUCACUGAGGCAACAACCAACUUGACAGCUGAACAUGUUUAUACCAUCCAAGCUGACCUGCCAGACGAGCCAUAUACAGCUGAUCUUGAUGACCGAACCAGCAGUCAAUACAAAAAUCUUGAAAAACGACUUGUAGGGCCAUGUAAUAAAAUAUACAAACGGAAAUAUCCUGUCACCUUUUCUCACUGCAAAGUGAAGAGUUUCAGACCUGUUUCUGCCCAAAAACGAGCAAACGGAACUGAAGCAGAAUUGGGGGUUGUGUUCUUAAACACUGUUCCCAUUUUAAAACUCCCAACGGAGAACAAUGUUGCUCAAGUCUUAAUAGUCAAUGUAAAUAAUUCCAACAACACAUUCAACGUGACCAUAAAUACUGGGACAAUCCAAGUAAUAUCAAGUCCAGUUGGAAGUACUAAUGCAACUGCUGCAACAACCGUUGCUCCUACAACAACAACUACUGCCCCAACAACAACAACCGUUUCUCCUACAACAACAACUACUGCCCAACUCCUCACUGAGGCAACAACCAACUUGACUCCUGAACAUGUUUAUUCCAUCCAAGCUGACCUGCCAGACGAGCCAUAUACAGCUGAUCUUGAUGACCGAACCAGCAGUCGAUACAAAAAUCUUGAAAAACGACUUGUAGGGCCAUGUAAUAAAAUAUACAAACGGAAAUAUCCUGUCACCUUUUCUCACUGCAAAGUGAAGAGUUUCAGACCUGUUUCUGCCCAAAAACGAGCAAACGGAACUGAAGCAGAAUUGGGGGUUGUGUUCUUAAACACUGUUCCCAUUUUAAAACUCCCAACGGAGAACAAUGUUGCUCAAGUCUUAAUAGACAGUGUAAAUAAUUCCAACAACACAUUCAACGUGACCAUAAAUACUGGGACAAUUCAAGUAAUAGCAAGUCCAGUUGGAAGUACUAAUGCAACUGCUGCAACAACAACCGCUGUACCUAUAACUGCUGCACCUGCAACCGCUGCACCUGCAACUGUAGCACCUGCAACCGCUGUACCUGCAACUGUAACACCUGCAACCGCUGCACCUGCACCUGUGGAACUCACAACAAGACUGGUGGUUUUCAGAUCUGUUCUAGACACAUUUACAGAUGACUUGUUGGACACAUCAUCUGCUGCUUUUAAAAGUAGAGCUUCUAAUAUAAAGAGACAGCUUGAACCUCGCUAUCAAAAAGAAUUCCCCUUUUCCUUCAAGUCCUUGGACGUUGUGGAAUUCAGAAGUGGAUCAGUCUUCAACAAAAUGCGUCUUCUCUUCCAAGGCCCAUCUGUUCCUAGUAGAACUGAGAUUGCGAAUGUUUUGCUGAGUGCAGCUUCAAGCGUCACCAACUUCGACAUUGAAGGCAGCUCCAUCACCGUGGAUGGCAUAUCUUCAAGUGGAGUAAGCCAAAAGAUCAGUCUCUUCACUGCAUCCUGUCUGGUGCUGUUGUCAUUGCUAUUGUCAAGCCAGCAAUAGCAUCUGUGUGGAUUGCCUUUGGAAUUGCCAGGAAGGAAAGGGGACUUCAUUGUCAGAAAAAUAUGAAGAUUAGUGAUUCUCUUAUCUGUUGAAUGGGUUUCAACCUUUGACACAUCAGUGACAGUGGAUUAGGUAUGUCUGUGGAACUGAACACGUUUCUGCGUGGUAACAUCCAGGAUCCUGGACAGAAUGACACAGACAACUAUAAGCCCCGUGUCUAUAUCACUCAAAUAAUAAGGCAAACAACAUUACAACAUUAUCUAUGAAACCCUGGGGUGUCUAAAAAUAUUCUACUGUUGAACUUUUACUAUCAAAAUGUAUCUUGUUUCACACAGCACUGUUGUAUAGCAAUAUUUAAAAUAGUGCCAGUCACUCAUCUUAACCUUUCUAUAGCCUCUAAAUGGAUGUAGAUGUAAUUUUUGCAUAAUCCUGCUAAAUAAUGAACAAAAAGACAAAGAAAAGCAAAUUGAAACAUAACUCCUUCAUGGCGGUGGUAAUUAAUUACUAUUUAGAUUUGUGUCUUAAAUUAAAUGAAGGAACACAUGCAGGUCAUAGUUGGCUUCACACUCAACCUCAUAUAUUUUAUCAAAGGUCAUGGUGUAUAUAUGUUUAUGUGAAAAAAAGCACUGUCCAUUUUCUUAUUUAUAUAAAGUGUAUUUAUGUAAUAAUACAUUACUGUAUUCUGUGAGAUUUCCUGUAGUUUCUACUGUAUCUUUGAGAAACUUUACAAUGAUCAGAAUACAAAAUAUUGGAAAUUUC
Molecule: messenger RNA, 4125 nt
Organism: Scophthalmus maximus (turbot)
Lineage: Eukaryota; Metazoa; Chordata; Actinopteri; Pleuronectiformes; Scophthalmidae
Product: mucin-2-like
Exons: 19
Coding region: 55-3366 (1103 amino acids)
Biological process (GO): visual perception
Molecular function (GO): heparin binding; hyaluronic acid binding
Source: RefSeq, a predicted model, not a curated record